This is a messenger RNA of Drosophila bipectinata, 1291 nucleotides long. RefSeq names its product sin3 histone deacetylase corepressor complex component SDS3. Gene Ontology annotation, biological process: negative regulation of transcription by RNA polymerase II. Gene Ontology annotation, molecular function: histone deacetylase binding. Lineage: Eukaryota; Metazoa; Arthropoda; Insecta; Diptera; Drosophilidae. The record is from RefSeq and is a predicted model, not a curated record. Gene Ontology annotation, cellular component: Sin3-type complex.
CAAGUACGGUCACACGGCUAUUAAAUGUGUGCGUGUGUAUUCCUCAGAAUUGAAUAAAAAAAAAAAAAAUACAAACAAUUUCCUUAAACCCAAACAGUGCGACACCUGGGCAUUAAGUCAACAAAAAGUAUGUCUGCCUAUUACAAUCUAUACACUGGCGACUACGAUGACGAGUCUAUCGGCGAUGAACGCAGCGAGGAAGAUACGGACGACGCCAGUGAAACGGAGUUCCGUAGUGCUCAGCGGUACGGCGGCACCAACGGCACCACGAAUACCAACAGUAUGGGCAGCAAUAGCGAGCUAAAGGAGCAGAUGUACCAGCAUAAGUUACUCAACCUUCAGAAACAGAUGGAGGAACUGAAUCAGCUCGUCCACCCAGAGUACGUGAAGAGAUUAAAAAAGCUGGACACCCAACUGAAAGAACGACGGAGACUGAACGAAAUCUAUAAAGAGUAUAUGAGGGAGUGCGUCGAAAGGGACUAUAUACUGGAGAAGAAGGCCGCCCAGAAGGAGUACGACGAGAAAAUGAUGGACCUGAAGGACAAUCUGAUAUCGGACUUUGAAGACCGCAAGCGACAGAUCGAAAACGAGCGCUACAGCCUUGAACUGACCAAUGAUUCCAUGGAAAUUAAGACGACGGUCACCCGGAAGCUGCGAAGGCGACCCAACGAGCCCCUUCCCGUGAUCGAGAAACGAAGGAAGCCCGCCACAGGACAGCUUCUGGUCUACCAGCUGGACGAUAAGGAAAUCGAAUCCGAUCUCAAGAUUAUCCAGCGUGGCAAGCCCUUGGCACCCAGUGCCCUCCAAAAUGGACUCAGCUCCUAUGCCCAGAGCCAGCAACAGCAGCAAGUGCAUGGUCUUCUGCCCGAGUCCCCGGUCAGUAGUGGUGGCUAUGUGGAGACCCGAAUCGAGGACAAUAAGCUGCUGUAUGAGCGAAGGUGGUUUUGCCGAGGGCAGCAAGUCUACGUGGAAGGCAAGGAUAUGAGCAAGUUUGCUGCAACCAUUACCGCCAUUGGCAACGAUGUGGUAUGGGUGAAGCGAACGAACGAAAGUAAAGUCAAGAUCAAUAUGUCGCACCUGGCAAAAGGUAAAAUAUCGAUAAAGCGACGAUAGUUACGGAUCCAUCAAUAGGCCUACGACGAUCGAGUCGUAGGUCGCUUUUAAUCCAGAGGGCCGCGAGAGAGUAUUCUCGUAGCCUGAUCAUUGUGUGCACAGAAACUUAGGUUAAGCAUAAACAAAUUUUUAAAUUUAAAAACUCAAAUUGUAAAUAAAACCAAUGCUUUUAUCAAAA